Molecule: messenger RNA, 519 nt
Organism: Daldinia vernicosa
Lineage: Eukaryota; Fungi; Ascomycota; Sordariomycetes; Xylariales; Hypoxylaceae
Exons: 4
Coding region: 1-519 (172 amino acids)
Source: RefSeq, a predicted model, not a curated record
AUGGCCAUCGGCGGUAUUGAAUAUGAUUUUACCGAGACACCGUCGCCUCAGACCAGACCUACGACAGAUAUCGACGCCAAACACUCAUCGCAUACUUUUGGGUAUAAGCAGCGACUACUUCGCCGCCCCGUGAUUGAACCAUCGCUAUCGACCCUGAGUUGGGUACCAGGCCAGCCUAACCUGGACUGGUCUCUUCUGAAGUUACAAGAUAGCGGGAACCAGAACCUGUGCGAAGUCUGCACCGUCUCACUAACCCAUGGUCGAGGACUUGGGAUCGGUGAUUCCGGGUCUCUAGUGAUAGACGAGGAAACACAGGAGGCGUACGGCCAUGUUAUCGCGGUCGAUCCCAUGGGUAGAAUAUUCGUCAUCCCGCUUGUCGAUACCCUGGGCCAAAUCCGAAGUUUGUUUGGGACUAUGGACGUGGAUAUUUUCUCGAAGGACUGGUCUAUGCUUCCCGACCGGCUUCUCACGCCCCCCAACCCAUAUGAUUCAACGCGCUGGUACAAACUUGGGUUUUGA